UGGCUUCGAGGGAUGAAAGGUGGAAGUCCUUGUGAUUACAGAGAUGACAGGUGGGUAUUGAUUGCUGCAGGGUGUGGAGGAGGAUGUGAACCCAAGGGUGGGGUGACCAAGGUCUAGGUCAUUGAUAGAGCUGGGGUGGCCGGGUCCCAAAAUGAGGGGGAACUAAAAUGAGGGACGCCGCCGUCAGAGGUUACACAUGAGCCGUGGCCUUCCAAACGGGUUUGACCAGUUAGGUGUCACUGGGCUGGCCCCUCCCCAGAGAUUGGACACCUCCUCUCACUCCUCCCCUAUAAAGCCUCUUGGGGUUCCCAGGCACCUAGACUCAGCCCACCCCCAACUUUGGGGGCCAGGAGACAGCCAUGGUGCUCAGCUGGAAGCUACUGGGGAUCCUGGUCCUUUAUCUGUGUGCCGGAGGCAUCUCAGGCAGCGGAGAACACCCCCCUCCCCUACCCACAGAGGCUGGAGAGGAGGAGGGCUCCUCAACGUUGCCUCAGGGCCCCCCAAUCCCUGGUGAUCCCUGGCCAGGGGCACCCCCUCUCUUUGAGGACCCUCCACCUCCAGGCCCCAGUCGUCCUUGGAGAGACCUGCCGGAAUCUGGAGCCUGGCCUCCUGAGCCCCCGAGAACCGAUCCCCCUCAGCCUCCCCGGCCUGAUGACCCCUGGCCAGCAGGACCCCAGCCUCCAGAAAACCCCUGGCCACCUGCCCCUGAAGUGGACCAUGGAUCUCAUGAGGAGCCAGACCUUGACCCACCCCGGGAAGAGUACAGAUAAAGGGAUUCCCCCAGAGGCAUCUUGGGCCUCUGGGCAGAGUGCCCCUCAAGGCCAUCUGUACCCUUCUGAUUCCUCUUCAAUUCUCCCAUCAACCUCAGUUUUCUUCCUCAUUCCUUCAAUUUUAUUCUGAACGCUGAAAGUGUCAUUCUCAAUAUUUUCUGUCCUCUCUUGAGAUCCGCCCCACAUUUCCCCGCCUGUUUUCUCUGACAGCUAAAGCAUACACCCCUACGUCAUGUCCAGUCCUCUUCCCUCUACCUGCCUUCCACCUCCUCCCUCCCCCCCAUCCGUGGGGCUCUUGGGGCCAGGCUGGUGGUGCUGUCUUCUCUGCUGCCACCUGGUGGCUUAUAGCUGGGAGCUAUCAGGAGACCAUGAUGGUACUUCCAUGAAAUGGAAAAAUAAAAUCCAUGUUUUCUUAA
Ailuropoda melanoleuca (giant panda) is the source of this 1186-nucleotide messenger RNA. It is a transcript of the gene PSORS1C2, whose product is annotated as psoriasis susceptibility 1 candidate 2. NCBI's taxonomy places the organism in Eukaryota, Metazoa, Chordata, Mammalia, Carnivora, Ursidae. The transcript has 2 exons. Bases 360 to 770 code for a protein of 136 amino acids. The record is from RefSeq and is a predicted model, not a curated record.